This is a messenger RNA of Closterium sp. NIES-67, 1060 nucleotides long. NCBI's taxonomy places the organism in Eukaryota, Viridiplantae, Streptophyta, Zygnematophyceae, Desmidiales, Closteriaceae. The record is from the annotation of a GenBank genome assembly.
ACCAGACCAGAGACCAGGGAUGCUCAAUUGCUAUUGCUACAGAGUGUAAUUCUCCUCGGGCUUCUUGCUUCCCCGACCAAGCCCAACACAGCUACAUAAGGACAGAAGGAAAAGAGGAUUCAUUCAGCGGAAAGUAACAGCAGUCUUCCAAGUUCAACUUCCGCAGUAUCUUCUACCUUCUUCCAAGCCCUUCGAUUCGAGGUUUUCUUCGGUAUCAGCUUCUAGUUUGGAUAGCGUGAGCCAACUUAGGUUUUUAUACUAAAUCGCGCAUUCGGUGUCGAGAGAGUCAUGUCGAUUGCUGGUUCUAUUUGGAUUCCAUGGAUCCCCGCCCGUGACGGCGAGCCUGACGAGACAUGUCAGGGGUAUGAGAUCAACCAAGUGCCAGAUUUGGAGCCAGCAUCUCCACAGCGCACGAGAUUUACAGUAUUCACAAGACUUCCGUCCACUCCAGAGGACUUACACGCUCUCACGAACAAGAAGCUUGCUCGUUCAGCUUCACCUUUCAGGACUGAAUCGCUCAAGCGAGUGAAACGCGAUGCCAGAAGCGAGCCACGCGCGACCAACAGUGUUUUGGACAGUUUCACGCCUUAUUCGACGCCACCAGCGUGUAUAGAACGCAAGAGUCCCACAUGUCCAGACGCACCCUACAAGGCACGGACACGGAGCAUCUUCAACCUGAACCAGACAUCGCCGACUGUCACGAGCAUUCAGCAUCCCCGGUGGUAACACCCACCUUACACCUGCAGAUCUUCAACGCAGGAACCAGAUUCAAAUGGCAUUCUUGACAGCAAUUCCUCGGAGCUUACCAUCUUGAACCACUGACAUUCCUUUUUCCAUUUCACCCUUUUCUCUUGGGGUCGGUGGAGGACGCGGCAUGCUUCAAAUGGUUGGCGUAAGUUGCAGCAGAAGCUGCUCACAUAUGUACAGUACCUGACAUGGGUGGGGGACUCCAGUGAUCACUGUGUCCACACUUAUGUAUUGCACCCAUCCGUGUACUCUUAUUCAUACCACAACUGGAAUUUACCAUAUUAACUCCUGGAAUUUUAUGUAAUUGCUGGUA